Molecule: messenger RNA, 3526 nt
Organism: Linum trigynum
Lineage: Eukaryota; Viridiplantae; Streptophyta; Magnoliopsida; Malpighiales; Linaceae
Source: the annotation of a GenBank genome assembly
UCACUUCUACUUCAUUACUUUCAUUUUCUUCCUCUCAAUUCUCUCAAAGAUAUUCAUCAUCUCUCUAUCCAAAAAGGAAAAAAUGUCUCAUGGCAAUCGCCCGCCGAAUUGGAAGGAAUUCGAAGAUAAAAUUUUGUGCCAUGCAUGGAUCGAAAUUUCGGAGGACGGUGCUGUCGGCCAUGGCUAUCUGAACCAAUAAUGUUGUUUUCGUCAUUAAUUACGUCAUAUUUGACAAUAAUUUUUUUAUUGUCGGAAUUCAAAAAAAAAUUAUCGAAAUGUUCGUCUUAAUUAAUUAUUAGUGCCUAUAUAAAAAUAAAGAACAAAUUUUGUAAUUAGAAUAAUGAAAUCUACACUAAACUGAAUAAUGAGUUAAUGUCAAAUUCUGAAAUUUUGGACUUAUCGACCUCCCAAUAAUGCAAAAACACUUUUGGAGAGCUAGAUUUAGAAUUUUAACCCCAAAAUUUGGAAUUUUAGAACCUUGCACUAAAGAUGGUCUAAGGUUUGACUGCACUUUUUCGGGGGGAACUGAGUGUGCGAGAGGAGCAGCCAAAAAUGGCGGACGCGAACCUCGCUUUCGGCACUCUUCUUCUACUCAUCUUCCCACUCGCCCUCCUCGCACUCUUGGCUCUAAUCGUCCGCCCACGUCCCGUCAAGAUCCCGUUGAAGAACCGCCAUGUGUUCAUCACCGGCGGGUCGAGCGGGAUCGGCCUCGCCCUUGCCCACGCGGCUGCGGCGGCGGAAAGUGCCAGGGUCUCCAUCCUGGCCCGAUCCCUCGACAAGCUGGAAGAGGCCAGAGACUCGAUCCGCCUCGCGACGGGGAUCGAGGCCGCGAUCUACGCGGCGGAUGUUAGGGAUUUCGACGCCGUGAAGAAGGCGGUGGAUUCCGCCGGCCCGAUCGACGUCCUGAUCGUGAACCAAGGGGUUUUCGUCGCGGGGGAGCUGGAGAAGCAGGAACUGAGCGAGGUCCGGUUCAUGAUUGACGUCAAUAUGUUGGGGAGCUUCAAUGUCGUGAAAGCUGCUUUGCCAGGGAUGAAGAGCCGGUCGGAUCGGAGGCCGGUGUCCAUCGCUCUCAUGUCAUCGCAGGCCGGCCAGGUGGGAGUUUAUGGAUACACGGCUUAUUCCGCUAGCAAAUUCGGGCUACGGGGCAUGGCGGAAGCGCUUCAGCAUGAAGUCAUCGCCGAUGAUAUCCAUGUCUCUCUUAUAUUCCCUCCGGACACUGAAACACCUGGUCUGGCUGAAGAAACCAAGACGAGGCCGCCAUUGACAAGCAUCAUAGCAGCAUCAUCUGGCGCAAUGAAAGCAGAUGAAGUUGCCAGGAAAUGCUUCGACGGGAUCAAGCUGGGAAGCUUCUUCGUGCCUUGCAACUUCGAGGGCGCGAUGCUGGCCAUUGCCACAGCUGGUUUAGCCCCGCAGAGAUCGCCCUUGAUGGCAUUUGUCGAGGUGGUAGCCAUUGGUCUAAUGCGAGUCGUAGCUCUGUUUUUCCAGUGGAAUUGGUACGGAAGCAUUACGAAGUUUGCUAGCAAGAACAAGUGAUAUAGUAAGUCUCAAACUGCAUCACGUAGCCCUUUAGUUGGCUGUCUUCUUCUGCUGGGUACUCCAUUUUCGCAUUAUCGUAAUUGGGUUCCAUAAAUUCCAUGGUAAAUUUUGGAACUUGUGCCUUGUCAAGGAGGUUCUGUUCAGCAAGCUUUCACGGAUCGACCUCAACAUUUGGAGGUGGACACUAUCCCUCUGGGUAUUGCUGUUGUUUCUCUGUUAGUUUUGGAGACUGAUCAUCCCAUUUGACAGACCAAGAACAAAUUCAGUUUGUUUAAUUGUUGGGAUAUUUCAAUUUGACUUAGGUGUGCUUUGGUAGAGGUAGAGGAUUGUCCAUUCUGAUUUCGGGAAUAAUAGAUCAUUUUUCUAGUCUGGAGUUUGGUUAGGUUUAAAUGUUUAAUACCUCAGCACUACUUAGUGUUUACUAUUUACUUUUGUUUCUAUAAAUUGUGAAAUCUCACAACUCAACAGUCGUAGGCUCAUUGAAAAAUGAAAACAGAAGGAUGAAUAAGAAGGAGAGGAGAAGUCCCUUGCAUUGUAGGAGUUUUUCCAGAGAUAACACUAUUUUUUUUUAAAAUAGCACCCAACCUGAAAAAUUCCAAAAAUAGCACAAUUUCCCAAAAAAAUUUACACGAAAACCGUAGGGUGGCGGCAUGGUUUUCAAUGAAAACCGCAUGGUUAGGGGGAGGUUGGGUGCUAUAUUUAUAAAUGUUUGGGGAUUGGGUGCUAUUUUUUAAUUAUUUUUUAAAUAGUGCUAUUAUUUUAAUUAAUAUAUCAUUUAAAUUACUACCAUGUUUUGGUCAAAUAUUACAACAAUGCAGCAGAAAAAUAAAAAUAAAAAUAUCUUAGUUGGAUAAUAGAUUUAAAUAAUCUGAUUAGGCCCGAAAAAGGAACAGACUUCAAAAGUUGAAUUGAAACUCACCAAAGUUUACUAUAUUGUUUUUAGUGAUUUACUAGCGUUUUACCUGGCCCGUUGGUCGGAGAGAUUUAUUUUAUAAUUUAUAUUAAUUAACUUAUUUAUAAGUUUAAAUCAUUUUGGAUCUUCUAUUGUGUUAUUGAUUCAUAACAGAGUUUGUAGUAUGUUUAUAUUGAAAAUUUUCAAUAUUUAGCACACUCACUUGUGAUGUUUCGAUUUUCUAAUCAUAAAUUCUGUCGUUAUCACAUCCCAUUUAGAACUUCUGUCAAAAUUUGUCAAUUAAAACAAUAAUAUUUAGCGUACGUCAACCUGACUAAAUGUGCUCUGUUUCAGUAAAUCAAAUGACCAAAAUUAAUAUUAAAUUUUUCUAGUCACUAAACAUGACACGAUUUAGUAAUCUCAGUGACUAAAUGUGGCAUUUACCCCUUUUUUAUCAAAUGGAUGCAAUAAUACCCUAUCUUUCAUUCAAAAACCACAUGGGGUUCGAAAAUCUACUGAACAUCGUACAUAAUCCAGUUACAAAGAUUAGGAUCAAACACAGAAAAGGAUGGAAGCCAAGAGGCAUACUGUGCCCCCUGUUAGCAAGAAAAUCAGCACACUUAUUCCCCUCUUGGUAGAUAUGGGCUAUGGAAACUUCCCUCUCUCUAUGAAGCAGCUCAAAAGCUCUAUCUAUAAUGGCUGCAUGGUGAUGCUCAUUGUGACUAUUGCUAUACUUGUAUGGUUUAGAAUAGGGCUGAAAAUUGGCCCGACCCGCCCCUGACCCUGUCUGACCCGCCCCUGAAGGGUCAAGAUGUAUAACUGACCCGCCCCGACCCUGUCUCUUUCAUGACCCUGUCUGACCCUUUAGGGUCAGGGUGGGUCAGGAAGGGUCGGCUCAGUGGGUCGACCCUAAUAAAUAGACUACUUUUCUAAAAAUUGCAAUUUGGUACUGAAUUUAUUUUUUCUUACAUUUUAGUACCUAAAUUAUAUUUUUUUACAAAUAAGUCCCUAAAAUUUGAUGGUAAAAUUACAUUUUGGUACCCAAAUUUUUUAAUUUUUAUAAUUUAGUACCUAAACUUAUAAAAUUUAACAAAUAGG